Molecule: messenger RNA, 865 nt
Organism: Penaeus vannamei (Pacific white shrimp)
Lineage: Eukaryota; Metazoa; Arthropoda; Malacostraca; Decapoda; Penaeidae
Source: RefSeq, a predicted model, not a curated record
CAGCUGAGUGGGACUACAUAGUUACCCUGAGGCUCUCUGUGGACACCAAUGAUGUACUAAAAUAGAGCAAUUGGACUUCAACUUCAGGUCCUCUGUGUGUACGAAUCUGGUCAAAAUUGAGUGAAUACGUUUGGACUCAGUAUUGCUAUAAUUUGUCAGUCAGCGGCGCAGUUAAGCCUUAAUUACAAAGCCCAAUAUGAGUGGUUGCUGAUUUCCUUUGGGCGAAAUUAUAGGAAGAGCGAGAAAGAAAUAACGAAAAGUGAAGUAAAGAAAGGAGAAAAAAUACGAAUUGGAAUAGAAAAGGAAGGAAAAGAAAGGCGAAUACAAUAAAAUCAAGACAUAGCACAAACAAACAAACAAACGAAGCAAGAUGAAGACCGAGAGAUCUUGGCUUCUGGAGGGUUGGAGACACAAGUUCAAGAAGCCUUCCUUCCAAGAAACAGCCUAUGGACCUGUAAGCACCAACACAGCUGAGGACGACACCUGCGGGUCCCUCGAAUCGUCUCUGAAUUCGAGCGGGUGCCACGGGCGUGCCAACAACGGGCUGGGUCUCCUGUUCACCUCCUUCUUCUUGGUGGCACAGGUGGCGGGCCUGGGAGUGUUGGCACUGCCGUGGGCUGUGGCGCAGACAGGCUGGGGCGGAGUGGGCGUCCUAGCUGGGUCCUGCCUGAUCGUGGGCUUCUCCGCCUGCCACCUAGGAUACGCGUGGAUCAUCCUGGAGGAGCGCUGGCCGGAGUACCAGAGGGCGUGCAGGAAGCCGUAUCCUGCGAUGGCUUUUAGGACUCUCGGCAUGUUCGGAUGGAGUAUGGAGCGCGCAGCUAAAAUCAAGAUCAGAUCAGUCCAUUUAAAAACUACUGGAACAUAG